AUAUUAUCUGGAGGAUAUGAAUGUGCUAUAUUAGAUCAUGUAUUAAUUAAUGCUUCAGCUGCAUUAGUUAUAACUGGUAGAGCUAAAGAUUUUAGAGAUGGUGUAGUUAUUGCCAGAGAAAGUAUUAAUAAUGGAAAAGCAUUGCAAACAAUGAAUGACUACAUAAAAUAUACGCAAGAAUAUGGCAGCAGCUUGCAAAUAACGGCGCAAAAUUAUGGACAGUUAGUGCCAAUUGCUAAUCAGACAUUAAGUGUUGACAGUAACAAUAAAGCUUGUAAUAUAUGCGCAACAUCAACACUUCCAUAUGUUAAGAUAUGUGGUUUGUGUACAGUUGAUGAUGCAUUAGCUGCUGCAAAAGCAGGCGCUGAUCUUAUUGGUUUUAUAUUUGUUAAAAAAUCAAAACGUUAUGUUAGUGUAGAAAUUGUAAAAGCAAUAUCAGCAGCAUUAAAAGCAGGAUCAUGGUCAAAAUGUGAAGAAGUUGAAUCGAUAAGUGUCAUCGAUUGGCAUCAACAACGUUGUUUAAAUUUAAUACAAUUAAUAAAUCAUACAAAUAGACCAUUAUUAGUUGGUGUAUUCAUGAAUAAUGAUAUAAAAGAAAUUAAUAGCAUAGUAAAAGAAGCUGGAUUAGACCUUGUACAGUUACAUAAUUAUGAACAUGAGAUUGCAACGCAAAUUCAUAGGCCAGUUAUACGUGUUAUAUCUAUAGAACCUACUACAGAUGUACAAAAUAUACUUCAGAUGAUAGAAUCUGAUUCAGCAUCUGCUGCUAUAUUAUUAGACGUAGUUAAGACAAGUGACGAUUGCGGCCAGACAUUCGACUGGACAAUUGCAAAAAUGAUUAAUAAGAAAGUGCCAAUUAUGCUUGCUGGUGGUUUAACACCAGAUAAUAUUCGAGCGGCUGUUCGCUUUGUACAUCCAUGGGCUGUUGAUGUAGCCAGUGGUGUGGAAUAUGUGGAUUCUAGUGAACAACUGUGCAAAAAUCAUAUUAAAAUUAAAGAAUUUAUCAAUGAAGCCAAAUCUGGCGCAGCUUCUAAUCAGUAG
Didymodactylos carnosus is the source of this 1041-nucleotide messenger RNA. The record is from the annotation of a GenBank genome assembly. Lineage: Eukaryota; Metazoa; Rotifera; Eurotatoria; Philodinida; Philodinidae.